Molecule: messenger RNA, 1551 nt
Organism: Meloidogyne enterolobii
Lineage: Eukaryota; Metazoa; Nematoda; Chromadorea; Rhabditida; Meloidogynidae
Source: the annotation of a GenBank genome assembly
AUGUCCAGUACAGAUGAAGAAAGUGAUAUAGAAACAGCCGCAAGACGUCAUUUGACAGAAACAGAACAACAACAAUAUAAAAGAACCGAGAAAAAUGGAAGAUCUACUAAUCCAACUACUAAUGGGGUUUUGGAUACAACAGAAAAUUCUUCACAACAAAGGACAAAAAUUUAUUCGAGGCGAUAUGCAAUGCUUACAAUGUUUAUUCUUCUCUCCGCCUCAAAUGCCAUGCAAUGGAUAGAAUACAGCAUAAUAGCACACAUAAUUCACGCAUAUUAUAAUGUUGAAUAUACAACUGUAGAUUGGACAUCAAUGAUUUAUAUGCUCACUUAUAUGAUUUUGAUUUUCCCUGGAAGUUGGUUUUUGGAUAAAUAUGGCCUUAGAAUGUCUGUUAUGAUUGGUGCUUUUGGGAAUUGUUUUGGUGCUUGGCUUAAAAUUUUAUCGACAACCCCAGACAGAUUUUGGCUGACAUUUAUUGCCCAAACUAUUGUCGGCUCUUCCCAAGUUUUUAUUUUGGGAAUUCCUCCAAGACUGGCAGCUGUUUGGUUUGGUCCAGAACAAGUAUCCACAGCUUGUGCUGCUGGGGUUUUUGGAAAUCAGUUAGGUAUUGCUAUUGGCUUUAUACUCCCUCCAUUGCUUGUACAUCCCGGAAAUAAAGAGAGUAUAAGCUUUCAAUUAAGCUUAUUAUUUUUAAUUUCUGCUGUUGUAAAUUCGAUUAUUUUUAUAUUUAUUGCCUUAUUUUUUGCUGAAAAACCUCCUCUUCCUCCAUCAAAUGCCCAAAUGCAAGCAAUUGAUGAAUCUAGAGAAGGAGAUUUUGGACGGUCAAUUAAAAAUUUGUUAAAAAAUGGAAAUUAUAUACUUUUGCUUAUUACUUAUGGAAUUAAUGUUGGCGUAUUUUAUGCAAUAUCUACACUUUUAAGUCAAAUGAUACUUUUUUAUCAUGAGGGUGCACAAAAAGCAACAGGCACAAUAGGGUUAUUAAUUGUUGUUAGUGGAAUGUUUGGUUCUGUUGUUUGUGGCUAUGUUCUUGAUAAAUGGCAUCAUUUUAAAAUGACAACAUUAAUAGUUUAUUUAUUUUCCUUUCUUGGAAUGAUUGUAUUUACUUUUACGUUGGCAAGAUGGCCGCUUUGGACAAUUUUUAUUAUUGCAAUUGCUCUUGGAUUUUUUAUGACCGGUUAUUUACCUCUUGGUUUUGAAUUUGCUGCUGAAUUAACUUUUCCAAUUGCAGAAGGGACAACUUCAGGGCUUUUGAAUGGGUCAGCUCAAGCUUUUGGAAUUGCCAUGACAUUUGGAAUGGGAAAGGUACUUCACGAUCUAUCAAUUUUAUGGUGUAAUGUAAUUAUGUCUGCCUUAUUAUUUGUUGGUUUUAUUUUAACAGCCUUAAUAAAAUCUGAUUUAAGAAGACAAAAUGCACAUAUCAGGGUUGGUAUAAUUAAAUUAAUUUUUAAAAAUAAGAAAAACUUAUAUUUAGAAUUUAGAGUACAAAAAAUGAGGAACAAGAAGAAAAUGAAAAUAAUACUAGGCCUACAACAUCCUCCUCAAUAUCUAUAA